UCUUAUUUUGACCAAUUUCGAAAAUUGGCUUCGACAUUUUGGGGGACUUCUAGCAGGCUACAUAUUGCAAAACUCAAAUUUCAUUCAGCAGAACGCGAUGAUCUUAGAGAGGUGAAAUAAUCGCAGAGUUGAACUUUUUCAGCUAAAUCCAUCAAUUUGAGAAAAAUGUGCUCCAUGAAAAGGCAACCUAAGGCUAUUUUCAUGGCCUUUGGAACCAAAGGCGAUGUUUAUCCAAUAGCAGCAAUUGCUGCAGCUUUUGCUUGUGACCAAAUGCAAUACAAUGUCGUUUUUAUAACACAUUCUGCACAUCAGGAUAUAAAGGAGCAUCUAACAAGAAAAAAAGUCACAUGCUUUCCUGUUUCAUCUCCUCCUGCUCUUUCUCCUUGUGAAUUUAACAACACUUCAGGUUUUCAUGAAGAGAAAAAGAAACUCACAAGUGACCAUAGACAAGAAUGUGUUGUCAUAUUUGAAAACAUCUUUGGUGAUGUGGCGUCCAUGGAGGGCGAUUUGGUCAUUAUAAACUUCUUUGCAUUGGAAGGUUGGAGCCUUUCAGAGGUUUUUGAUGUCAGAUGUGUGGUAGCAGCUCCUUAUGUUGUCCCUUAUAGUGCUCCUUCUUCCUUUGAACGAAAAUUUAAACAAGAGCUUCCACUUUUAUAUGAUUAUCUUCAAACAGCUCCAACCAACAAGAUUUGUUGGAAAGAUGUAAUUCACUGGAUGUGGCCACUAUUUACUGAAGACUGGGGUACAUGGAGAUCUACAAAGUUACACUUAAGCCCCCUACCUUUCACAGAUCCAGUCACAAGUCAUCCCAUGUGGCACAAUAGACCUUUCUCUCCUUUACUACUAUAUGGUUUCAGCAAAGAAGUUGUAGAAUACCCUGGUUACUGGCCUUCAAAUGUUCAUGUUUGUGGCUUCUGGAAUCUUCCUAUGGAGUGGCAGUUCUCGUGCAAAGAGUGUGCACAAAUUACAAUUUUGCCCUCUUCAGAAAAUAUGAACAAAAAAGCUUUAUUGUGUUCAGCUCACACCAAAUUGCAACACUUUUUAAAUGCUCCAGCAUCACAACCACCUGUUUUCAUUGGUUUGAGUUCUAUUGGAAGCAUGGGGUUUAUGAAAAAACCUAAUUUGCUACUUAAAGUUCUUGGAAGUGUUGUAGAGGUGACAAAUUACCGAUUUAUCCUUUUCACAUCUGGAUAUGGACCUCUGGAUGCUGCAACAAGAUUUCUUGCUGGAGAAGCAUCAUCUAAUUCUUGUCAAGAAAUCAAGGAUGGAAUUUCUCUUUUUGGUGACAGGAUUUUUUGCUUCUCAGGUUCUAUACCCUACAAAUGGCUGUUCCCAAAAUGUGCUGCUGCUAUUCAUCAUGGAGGCAGUGGAUCAACUUCAGCAGCCUUGCAUGCAGGAACUCCACAGGUAGUGUGUCCGUUUGUGCUGGAUCAAUUUUAUUGGGCAGAGAGGAUGUUUUGGCUUGGAGUUGCUCCUGAACCCCUCAAGAGAAAUCAGUUGGUCCCACAUGAAGAUGAUGACGUCAGCAUAAAGGAAGCUGCAACUGCUCUUACUAAAGCAAUUCAUUUUGCUUUAUCUUCACAAGUCAAAGAAAACGCCUUGAAAAUUGCUCAGAGAUUAUCUUCCGAGGAUGGUGUGUUGGAAGCAGUUGAGAUGCUGAAACGAAGUAUUAAUUCAUUGUACUAA
Molecule: messenger RNA, 1686 nt
Organism: Lactuca saligna
Lineage: Eukaryota; Viridiplantae; Streptophyta; Magnoliopsida; Asterales; Asteraceae
Source: the annotation of a GenBank genome assembly